CCUGUGUUUGCCUUUUUUAUUCUUCCAAAUGUCAACAGUAGAAGAGAAUCUUACCCUUGAUGAACUGUUAGAAAGACAUAAAGAAGAACAAAAGCAGCUUACAGGCAGGAUCAUUGCCUUGCGCAAAUCUGUUCCGAAAAGUGACAAGAGAAAAAAGAGAGAAAUAAACUCUCGUAUAGCAGACUUGGAGUAUGACCUGAAAUUAAAGCAUGAGGAAGAGAUUCGAGCCUUUAAAGCGAAAGAAUCAGGAUUAGAUCCUAGUGAUCAACAAAAUGAGCUGGACGAUGGUAUAUCUUUAGACCGCUUAAAUGAACUUACGCUGCAAGAUAAUGACCAACUAAAGAUGCCGGAUGCGGCACAGCAACCAAAGGCUAAGAAAGUGAAUAAAGCAAAAUUAAGAAUAGAGAAGCGAAAUGCCGAAAUGGAGAGAUUGCGUGAAGAAGCUGAGCAAGAAGCAGCUAAUCAAGUAGAUCAAGGUGCUAUAGAAGCCGACGCUAUUAGAGAAUUAGUGAUUCCAAUGAACCUAAGAGUUAAACAGAUUACAGCAGACGGUCACUGUUUAUAUAAUGCCUUUGCAGAUCAAUUAAAACAAAGAUAUAAUGAAGAGACCUCAUACAAGGAUCUUAGAAAACUAGCAGCAGAUUAUAUGCGUAAUCAUGCCGACGACUUUACGCCCUUUUUGUAUCUCGAAGACGGUGAUUUUGAAAAAUAUUGCAAUGACGUCGAGAACACAGCACGUUGGGGAGGCCAAUUAGAGAUUUUAGCUUUGGCAAAAGCAAGAAAAGUUCCUGUAGAUAUCGUUCAAACGGGCGCACCUGUACUAAAGAUAUGUGAUGAUGAAUAUCCAGAUAAGCCUCCUGUUAAAUUAGCAUAUCAUAAGCACUUGUACUCGCUAGGUGCGCACUAUAAUUCUCUUGUGGACUUGUAAGAUCAUAAAGGAAUAAAUCAACUAUAUUUUUGUAUUUGGCAAGCUUCUUAUUUGCUGAAUGAGACAAGCCAUAAAUGCUUGCAAAAGUA
Molecule: messenger RNA, 1017 nt
Organism: Rhizopus microsporus ATCC 52813
Lineage: Eukaryota; Fungi; Mucoromycota; Mucoromycetes; Mucorales; Rhizopodaceae
Product: OTU domain-containing protein 6B
Exons: 6
Coding region: 29-928 (299 amino acids)
Biological process (GO): protein deubiquitination
Molecular function (GO): cysteine-type deubiquitinase activity
Source: RefSeq, a predicted model, not a curated record